UCGAGAAUUGGUCUGGUGCAGACGUGGCUCUGGAAGCAUUUCUAUUUCGGCGCAAAUGUCGCGAGAGUCGACGCGCUCGAGACGCGGUGGCACGCGGCCGGCCGGCGCCCGCGCAUACUCACACACUUUAGUUUACGCGUAUGUUUCCCGUACGGAACACGUUUAACCUCGUCCACAGACUGUGAACACCCAAUGUUUUGUCUUCCUGCUGACCGUGACAGUAAUUGUGUGCUGAAAAUUACAUUACAUGAUCAUGUGUAUCAAUGUGUGAAUAUCGGUAGUAAGACGGCGCAGUGCAACGAUCUAAAGUUUAUUUUCUUUUUUGUUUAAUGCCUACUUAAAACCAGUUCUGUCGAACUUAAAAACGAUUAAAACAUCGGAGUUCUGAGCUUUAUUGAAGCAUUUUAGUUCAUUAAUCCAUUAAAUGGUGCUUUUUGUGUAAAUAUUUACCUCAAUGCUCUGAAGAUAUAAACUAUUGUGCUAUUAUAACAUUGUAUUAAGUUUGAUUUAAUAUUGACUAUGAAGGUCGAAUAAGUUGUCACCGUGACUCAUGACUACUGACUGUGUUGUGUUAUAACAUAAAACGUGAGAUGUUAUUCCAUUUUUUGUGAACUACUUUUUAACGUGGUUUCAGUUGUAAAUUAGUUGCAAAUGCAAACGUGAUUAUUACUUGCAUUGUUAUUAACUGGUUUAUCCGUAUAUCCGUGACAAUCCCAAUGGUGAGAGAUUUAGAUAUUAAUGACAGUGAAUAAAAGGCAUUCAUUCAUUCCUUGUUUGUUUAGCUAUAGAUAAAACAAAAUAUAUGUCACCCGCAUUUAUGCGUGAUCGCCGUUAAUGUAUGCGCUGCCGAUACCGGUGUUUGUUCAGUGAUAAUGAUGGGGGCAGGCCGCGCGCGCACUACGCUCACUGCUCUCUAUCUUUGCGUAGUCUGAACCACGUGCUUACUCACCUGUCCGAGACUUCCACAAAAGCCAGUGACGUCAGUGUGCUCUAGUGGAGCAUGUAGAGAGUGGAGCGAUGUUUGUGUGAAGUUGAUGGUGAACAGUGUCAGUGACCGGUGUGUGGGGUGGAUAGCGGUUGUGUGUCGGUGCGCCGAUAUGUUGUUGUAUGGUGGCGGGCCAGUCAGAGGGGCUGUACAACGGAGACUCUCAGGUCCCUGCGGAGUUCCAUGCUGUCCUGGGGCAGGGGCGGGGGCUCCGCAGGCAGCUCGAAGCCUAAGCCUGCGCUCGUCAAGCACACGCUGCAGACGCAUUCAAGUGGCGAGGAAGCCGGCAGCGACAGCGAAGCUCAAAGCGCGCUGCUCGCGGGCGCCUCCGCCCUGGCUCGAAGACGACACGCCAUAAGAUUUAAGAGAAAAUCUAAAAUUGCCUACAGAGUUAUCAGACGGACUGGCGAUGUCGGAGGUGCGCGGGUGUUGCGUUCAACCCCCGAUUGGAGCGACAGUGCCAUCAGUGGCGAACACCUGUGGUCGCCCACCUCAGUGUCCGGAGAUUGUUGCUACGUCGGUGAUGCCGAAUGCCAGAAACAUGGGUCUCGUAUGAAGUGUUCGGCAUGCAAGAUAGUCGCGCACACAGCAUGCAUCGACAUAUUGAUGGACCGUGUGCAGUUCACGUGCAAGCCGACUUUCAGGGACGUGGGAGUCAGGCAGUAUCGGGAGCAGACCAUCACUCACCACCACUGGGUCCACCGCCGCUCAGAGAAGGGCAAGUGCAAGGCCUGCGGUAAGUCAUUCCGGCGCAGCUGCUGUCGGUGGUGCAUACCAACUCAGGACACUGUAGACAAGGCUAUAGGAGUAGACAAUGGUGAAAUUGUGAAUUCGCUGCAGGCUAAAUUGUCGUUUAGCUCGAAGGAAAUCGUUGCCUUGACUUGUUCGUGGUGUAAAGACGCCUACCACAACAAAGAAAGUUGUUUCAAUCUCCAGCGGAUAGGAGAAGAAUGCUCAUUAGGGUCGCAAAAUAAUAUAAUAGUACCGCCGUCGUGGAUCGUCAAGUUGCCAAGAAGAGGUAGUUUUAAGUCAUCGCUAAGGAAAUCGCCUAAGAAAAAAAGUGCUUCCAAGAAAAAAGGAAAAGAUUCUAAAAAUGAACAGAAAACGUUCGUUAUUAAGCCAAUUCCCACUGCGAGCGUAAAGCCAGUACUAGUUUUUAUAAAUCCGAAAAGUGGAGGCAACCAGGGAGCGAAGUUGCUGCAGAAGUUCCAAUGGCUACUGAAUCCACGACAAGUAUUUGAUCUCACACAGGGUGGGCCAGGACCUGGCUUGGAGCUGUUUCGCAAGGUGCCGAAUCUGCGCGUGCUGGCAUGCGGCGGUGACGGCACUGUCGGUUGGGUGCUGAGCGUGCUCGACCGCAUCGGGACACGGCCGGCUGUGGGCGUCCUACCGCUCGGCACUGGGAACGACCUCGCACGAGCUCUUGGUUGGGGCGGCGGUUACGAAGAUGAGCCAAUUUCGAAAAUUUUGGCGAAUAUCGGUGAGAGUGACACGGUGUUGCUGGACCGAUGGGAACUGAGCGUGGUGCCUAACACUGCGGCUGCCGGCGAAGACACCAGCAAUGCCAAGCCAGAACUACCACUCAACGUCGUUAAUAAUUACUUCUCAUUUGGCGUUGAUGCUCACAUAGCUUUAGAGUUCCAUGAAGCGAGAGAGGCGCACCCAGAAAAGUUCAACUCUCGAAUAAGAAAUAAGCUGUUCUACGGUACUGCCGGAGGGAAGGAUCUCAUGCAGCGCAAGUGGAAGGGUCUUGCCGAGUUCGUGACGAUGGAGUGCGACGGCAAGGACCUGACGCCGGUGCUCCGGGAGCACAAAGUUCAUGCCAUUGUCUUCUUAAACAUUCCAAGCUACGGUGGUGGGACGCACCCUUGGAACAAGUCAGGGGGAGCCUUUGAACCCUCCACUGAAGACGGCUUAAUAGAAGUAGUCGGAUUAACCACUUAUCAAUUGCCGUUAUUACAAGCGGGAGGACACGGCACCUGCAUCACUCAAUGCAAGACUGCAAAAAUUGUGACAACGAAGGUGAUACCAAUGCAAGUUGAUGGGGAGGCGUGUCGCCUGGCGCCCUCUGUCAUCACUCUCUCGCGGCUCAACCAAGCCACCAUGCUCGCUAAGAAGAAGCCAGGCCGAACCAUCGCACCUCAAACUACAAUGGACAAACUCACCCUAACUGUGAAUCUCAUAACGAUGGCUGAUUAUGAGCGACAUCAUUACGACAAGGAGCUACUCGCAAAGACAGCGGAACAGGUCGGCACUUUGGACGUGAACCCUGCUGCGGACUUGGAACAAAUGCGCGGCCUCAUUCAGAACAUGAUCAAAGAAUCUCAAGCGUACUCGAACCUCACCGACUGGUGGUUUGUCGACUCUGUGACAGCGGAGAGGUUCUUCCGUAUAGACAAGGCGCAGGAGAACUUGCACUACCCGGCGGACAUAGGGCACGACAACAUCUACAUCCUGGACGCGGCGCCGCACACGCCGCACACGCCCGACACGGAGUCCACCGCGCACCCCGACACCACCGCCACCGCCUCGCUCGAGCGCACCGCCGCCUCCGUCUCGCUCGACACCACCACCGGACUCUCCGUCUCACUCGACAUCUCCCAGAGCGUCGACACACCCAGUGCUGCUGUCUCGCUCGAUGUGCCUGAAUCUCAUCCUUGUGAAUCGGGAAUCGGUAGUCCAGCGCGGUCUUCAGAAGAGUUGCUGUCGCCUACGACGCCGCCUCCCAAUGCGGUGCCAACAGCUCCGACGACGCCACUGUCGGUGCGGCCGCCGUCGCCGAUACCGCCGACUCCUACAAGCCCGGGUACAGGGCCGCCUGCUCCACUGAGUCCGGCAGUGGGUCAAACCGAGCCGUUAUCUCCACCUCUAUGCACUAGCCCACCCGCCAAAGACCAUGAACCUACGACUGAUUCAAUAGCACGGUUUAAAACCAUUCAUGAGAAAUUGUUUGGACUUGAGCAAGAAGUGUUUGGCUAUAGAAAUUUAUUGGAAAAAACAUCUGAUGCCCUGCUCAAAGCGGCCAAAGUCGGUGAUCUGAAAAUGAUGAAAGAGUUGCACGCGGCGGGGUACUCGCUGCUGUCGAUCGACGCGACCGGUCAGACCGCGCUGCACGUGGCGGCGCGGUACGGGAACAAGGAGAUCGUGAAGUACCUGAUAGCGUGCGCGCCGACCGCCAUCUUGAACAUGCGCGACAACGAGCGCGGACAGACCGCGCUGCACAAGGCGGCCGCGCACAAGCGGCGCGCCAUCUGCUGCAUGCUCGUCGCGGGCGGCGCGUCGCUCACUCGCCGCGACCACGCCGGCCUCACGCCGCGACACCUCGCACUCCGCGCUGAGGACCACGAUUUAGCCGCAUAUCUUGAAAGUCAGGAACAUUUCCAAUUAGUGUCAGAAGAUUUAGAAACUGCCGUUUAAUCAGUCGAACACAUUGUCCGCAUUCCUGGCGUGGCGGGAACUACCGAGAUAAGUCGCACUAGCGAACUAGUGAUAUAGUGAAAAUGACUGAAGAAUAUUGUUCGAAACACCGAAGUGAUAAUCAGAUCUGGUGUAGAAUUAUAAUAAAAACAUUUCAUUAAUAAAUUAAUAAUAAUUGAAAAUUUAACUUUAAUCAUAAUUAUAUUUUCAUCAUAAAUUAUUAUAAUAUAUUCUAUUAAUUUAUUGAAUUUAGUCGCUGUAAAUGUUACAGAUAAAUAAAUCAAUUUCUAGCCUACGAAACAUGCUAAUUAUUAUUGUUAUUAACGAGCUGAUUCACCUUCGGAUGAAAUAUAAAUAUAUUAUCUAGCAGAUUAUUUCAAAUAAAUUCACUUCCAAGUUGGGAUUAAUCUGCUAGAUAGUAGGUACAUAUCCGGGUAUUGUGAAGCAGGACGAAGCAAUAUUAUGAUAACGAGCUUUUUAAACGAUAUGCAUUAAAUUAUUAAAGUUUUUCCCUUAAUAUCUUUACUGUAACAUUUAUAGUUGUAAUUAAGUAUGAAUUUAGAAUAAACACUUAUAAGGUGAAUCUUUACGCAUUUUGUUUCAAUAUUUUCUCUUUUCUAUUUAAAGGAGUGAGUGUUUUCAUGAUCUAUGAAACAGCUCUGAAGUAAAAAGUGUGUGCCUUUCCCGUAUGUUGUACAAACAACAAGACAGUGGAAUGUAUCCCGCACUUCCAUGUGAAUACAAAAAUGAGAAACAGCGACCUGAAAUGUUAUACGGAACGUGAUAGCUCUCACAAAUUGUGAAUGCAGCUAGCUUGAGACUAAAGUGUGAUUAAUGUUUGCCACAGAAACUUAUGCUCCAGCUCACAUCAGACCCGUGUUCACAACAUCUUCCGCUUCAAAACACAAACAAAAUAAACAAAACGUUCGUAUAAUAUUAGGCAACAGGCCCCUCGUGUAAAAUCAGUCCGAUAGCUGAACACGUAAGAAGUGUGGGCCGAACAUAAAGAAGAUAAUGCCGAGGGAUACAUUCACGCUGUCGACCUUUUGUGUUCUGUCAAAGGAACCUUUCUAAGUACUUGUAUAUUUUAGAAUAAAUUUUACAUCGCUUUACUGACGAAUCGCCUUUCCAGAUUUCCUUAUAAAUUACUUCAAUUAUGAAUCCAUGGGACCCUAACUUACUCUUACUCUACGGAACGAUAAGUCUUUAUGAUAAUGUGAACAUUACCAAGCGAUUUAUUCAUCUUAUGAAUGCCUCUGUAGACCCAAUGAGUACAGUUGUGAUAGUACAAUGUUUUUGUUGCAAGUCAUUCAAUUUGUUUUACGUAUUUUACACCAAUGUGACUAAGUUAUUUUGAUAAAGCUAUACUAUUUACUCGAUCAUUAGGCCUAAAUACUUAAAUACCUACUGUUAUAUAUUAUGUAUAUUAUUGUAUAUGUAUUAUAGAAUUGUUUUUGAUGCAAUAUUUCUUGUAUAAGUGUCCUAAUAUUCUUGUUAUUGUCUUCGGCAAUAAUGAUUUAACUUCUAAGGCUAAAUUAUACUACUGAGUUGUAUGAUACUGAUAAAAUCGGUGUCGUAUAUAUUAUGAUCUCAGUACUUGUAUGUAUCCGUAUUACGGUGUAAUUCUUAUUUCAGUAUGUCCUAAUAAUGAAGAGUUGAGUAUGUAAUAUAGUUUACUUGUUUGUUGCCUCGUAAUGCGUUACUAUGGAGCUAAGUGCACUCACUUGUGGAUCGUGUAGCUUGUAAUGUUGGCGGCGGCGGGCCGGCGCUGGAGCGGUCCCCGGCCCCGGCCGCCGCGCCGCGUCCAAUUGUUAUUUAUUAUCGUCUAUCUCCUGAAUGAUUUGUGCGUUUGUACGAGUUUGGAUCGCUAAGUGUUGUUUAUGUCUAUUACGCCAAUACCUCUACUAGUAGAUGUACCUAAUAGUUUAGUGUUUAUCGAAUUUACUCGUACUACUCGCUGAAAAGCGAACAAUGAAAGACAAAGCUGUGAGAAUUUUGGUCGUAAUGUAAAAAUGUAAGUUCAUUUAUAUCGUAAGUGAAACGAUAUGCAACAUUAUACUUAACACUGUUUUGUGAGUUUCUUAAUUUGUGAUUGUAGAUAGACGUUUUUGAUAUUUACCGUAAUAUUACGUAGAGAAUUAACUCGUUGUUUUGAAGAGUUGACUAUCCCUUCGGGCUUAUUGCAUUCGCGUUGCGAGUUACUCCGCUGAGAUCGCAAGUCCUUUCCCUCUGGAGCCGUCGAGCUCUUCAAUAAGAUAACAUUAAUCGAUGUCGCAUUGGUUAGAUAGUUAAUUAUAAUCUACGAGCGUUACGUCUUAAUAAUAUUAAUAUUUAAAAGUGAGAUAUUAUAAUAAUAGAGCCUAUUUGUGGGCGUCAGUUUAAUCUUUAAAUCGUUAGUGAUACUUUUCCUAUGAGAUAUUAUUAUACUUAGUCUUGUACAUACCGUAUUGGAGGCCUUCAUUCAAGUAGUAUAAAGUGUGACUCUUUACACGAUUAGUCUAGUAUUAUCUCAUGACCAAGUUCUGUCUAAGAAAGGAAAUGAAUAUCACUAGGUUAAACAUUUUGAGCUCUUAGGUAAGGGCUGCUUUUGGAUCGAAUAUUUACUAGAUUUAUGAGGGAAACCCACUGUUUUACCUGUGUUGCAUAUUUUUUCAUGCUGAACCUUAAUAUGCCUUCUACGUAUCGUCAUCGUUAGCAUACAAGGUGUGAAAUUCUGCGUAUGAUAAUCAACAGAUAAUUAUGUUUUCGUUUCUGAAGAAACUGCAAGGUUGUCUUUUUUUCAUCAAGAACAAGUAAUUUAAAGACAGAUUCUAAAAAUCAUCAUCUUGUGAAUAUAACGAAUAGUACCAGCGUUUUAAUUUGUACAUUUACUUGCGUGACUGUGGCUUAUAAUGCCCACGUUAACAAGAUAAUACAUAAGAGUGUAAAACUCUAAUACCGAAACGUACCAGGACUAGCAGUUCCCUAUAUUGAUAACGACAAACAUCAGUCGCUAAGUCUGAAACUAUAUUAAAAGAUUUUAAACAUACUUACCAAAGAAUAAGGUUGAAAAUGUUUUAAAGAAAAUUCACAACUUAGCGACCGAUUUGUGCCCUCACCAAUGUCGGGACUACCGGUCCAGGUUAAUACGUGCAAUACAUUACUUGAGAGAACCUUUCAUAAUAAUUCUAUAACAGGUUGUGUUGACAAGUGUACAAGUAUAACAUGCUAAGUAUGUGUUAAUCCUCUGUUACUCUAGCCAUAUUUAUAUUAAAUUAUAUUAUGAUUAGUGAAACCAAUGUUUAAUGUUUUUAAGUUUGAACUAUUUUCCUAAGCACAUGCAGCAUUCCAUUCAAACUAUAGAUACCUAUUGCCUUUAUAUGUUUUAUGUAUAUUUACUUCGUCUUUCAUUGUGUUAUAAAAUUCUAUUAUUCUUGUUAUCUUGUGAGUAUUAACAAAGUAUGGUCGAGCUAUUAAAAUUUCGAUAUAAGUAUACAUUCUUAUAUGAUCAGCUUGGUUUUGGGAUUUCGUGUUCGCAGAAACCAAAUGUAAUAAAUUAAAUGAUAAAUAUUUUAUAGUAUUAAUCACAAAAUCAGUUGUGACUUGUACUUAGGACUAAUACUUUUAAAUUCUCGUUAUUAAAACACUGAAAUGGUGUAUGUGGACCUUGUUAUAUUAUUUAUGUUCGUACAUCAUUACUUUCACAUUUUAAAACAUAUUUUCGUUAACAAAUUAUUUCCACCAUAUUCACGAAACGAAACCCCUAUCAAGCGAUCAAAUUCGCAUUUUCGAACUUUUUUUUGAGCGUAAUAAUAUGUAAAUGGAAUAGACCCCUGAGAUCCUAUGCUGUGCUGUUUCGACGCGGAUUAUCUUUACAUGAAUAAUAAUUUAUUACUUUCCGUCAAAUAAUAUUUACGUGAUAAUGUUUAUACUAGCCCAGUUUGCUUAGUUUAGCUCUUACCUGCACCUAAAGAGAAGCAAAACCUACGACAACAUCUUACCACCUAGCACACGUCAUGUGGUCUAUUCAAGUUCCUUUAACGCGUGUACUUAUUAAGGUAAAAUGUAUUUUAAUCUAAUAAACUUAUGGUAUAUUAUGUAAAAGACACAAUCUUGUAUAAAUUGGCAGCUGCGACGUGAAGCGAGAGUGUAUAAGGGCACUGAUCAAUAUGUAUGUACUCACUGUGAGGUUAAUUAAAUGAUUAAUAGCUAAUGUCGUUUCCUCCUAAUUCACCUCCCGAGUUUGCCAAGAACCCUCUUUAUUUCACUAACGAACACAUUAGAUUGUUCUGCAGUAUAAAUGAUUUAGCGAAGUUAUAAAUGUAAUUGUUCCGAGGUACUAAUCGAAUUCUAUAAAUAAUGGUUCCAGUGUAGCUUUUACGUUGCAAUAUUUGUUUCAAAUGAGUUUUGUCAAAAAAUAGACAAAAUCGAAAAAUUAUUUGAAUGAAACAGUCAUUUAUGUCAGAAACAUGGAGUACAGAAUUGUGUUAGUUGUUCGGAAACUAAACGGGCGCCCAAUUACAAUUCACAUAAAAAAGAAGAAAAAACGUGAGUGUACAUAAAGUCACAAGUACACAUUCGAGGAAAAAGUUUGUUUAAAACAUGGUUUUCUAUUACAAAACAUUUAUUUUAUAGGAGAAAAUAAAUACGGAUGCUCUCUCAUGGAAUAUAGAGUAACGAAGCUCCUGAAGAUUUUCUCGAUAAGCCGAAACAUUUCUCCUCUGCAACCUUUUGCUGCGCAGAUUAAAUGCAUCGUGCGUCAGCUCGUAUAAACUUAAUCCGUAUUAAAGCCCACUCCAUUUACCCACUCAGGCUACACGUUGGCUAAUAAAUAAUAGAAAUUUGCUCAAUUACUACACACCUACUCUCUAUACUAAACACAUAUCUAGAUAAUACUCCAUUACCUAAGCUUUAAAUCUACUUACAAUACAAUUUCUACCUCAUAGUUAUUACAUACAUAUGCAAAGAAUGUGCGAUAAUAUAUUAACUUAUUGUAAAUCCUUGUACCAGUAUAUUACCUACGUAAAUAUAGCCUUUUUCAAUAUAGUUUACCAAGAAGCAUAAUGAUCUAUUUAAGUAGGUAUUCUUACGAAGUGUGUGUAACGACACUGUCUACUUAUUCAAUUACUCUGUAGUAACAAACUGGAUAUUAAUUACGUAAACUAUUGAAAAAUUAAAUGGUAAUAAGUAAAAUUAGAGUUUUGAGAGCACUAAUUUCAAUGUAAGUACAUGAUACUUAUUUUUGCACUCAAUAAAGUCACUAUUUUAAAUAAAAUUAUUAAAAUCAAGUACACUGAAAGAACAAUAAAUAAAGUACGACCUAA
Spodoptera frugiperda (fall armyworm) is the source of this 9705-nucleotide messenger RNA. RefSeq names its product eye-specific diacylglycerol kinase (gene rdgA). Gene Ontology annotation, molecular function: ATP-dependent diacylglycerol kinase activity; protein binding. Gene Ontology annotation, biological process: diacylglycerol metabolic process; intracellular signal transduction; lipid phosphorylation. The coding region runs from base 1169 to 4402 and encodes 1077 amino acids. The transcript has 19 exons. NCBI's taxonomy places the organism in Eukaryota, Metazoa, Arthropoda, Insecta, Lepidoptera, Noctuidae. The record is from RefSeq and is a predicted model, not a curated record.